Messenger RNA from Helobdella robusta, 732 nucleotides. RefSeq lists its product as hypothetical. Bases 1 to 732 code for a protein of 243 amino acids. NCBI's taxonomy places the organism in Eukaryota, Metazoa, Annelida, Clitellata, Rhynchobdellida, Glossiphoniidae. The transcript is spliced from 3 exons. The record is from RefSeq and is a predicted model, not a curated record.
AUGGAUCACUCAUAUUCGACUGAACGGGAAAGACUGCAAAAAGUGGACCAUGCCUAUUUCUCCAUUGGUAAGAAAACUCCGAAAGUUGUACUGAGGAAAGCUCAAUCCAACAAGGAACAACGGGAUGGAGAGAGGCAGCUGGUUGACAAAGAUCAUUCCUAUCAUAGAAUCAAUCCUGUCUCUGCUUUCCAUUAUAAUAAUAAUAAACCUUCUAGUCUCCUCACUGCUGACAAGAAUAAAAAAUCUCAUUUCACACAUCAUCACAAACCUGUCACAAUAGGUAGACGACCCAAACAAAACAUAAGUUGUAAAAAGAUGUUAGCAAUUACUGGCCAGAGAAGUAGGCAUACAACGAAAGAAACAAAACAAUUGCUGAAACACAAAUCUCUAAAUUUACAACUGAAGGCACCGAAUGUUAAACUGGUUGCACACGUCUUCGCAGAUGAAGCACAUGGCACAGACAGCUUCUCCGACCAUAGUUACUUCAACUACAGAGACUCCUUUUCACUACUGAUUGAUGUAGAACCAGACAACUACACAACGGCAAACAAACCUUAUGCAUCUAACAAUCUGAUUUCUGUUAUCAACUCAUGUGAAUUAAAUGAUGAACUUCUGGAGAAAAGUAACGAUAUAUCACAGUUGAAAAUGUCUUGCUCACUGGAUCAUGCUUAUUUCAGUGGGAACUCACAACUCUUUCAAGUGUCUUUGUCAGCAAAUCAGUGUAAUUCCUGA